Molecule: messenger RNA, 719 nt
Organism: Folsomia candida
Lineage: Eukaryota; Metazoa; Arthropoda; Collembola; Entomobryomorpha; Isotomidae
Product: keratin-associated protein 19-2
Exons: 6
Coding region: 275-547 (90 amino acids)
Source: RefSeq, a predicted model, not a curated record
ACAUCAAAUUACUGGAUAAAAUCAGCCGAUGUCCUCGUGAAAUUGCUUCAACGAACCGACGACUUUAUUUUUUUUAUUCAUACUGAAAUAGUGAUUUCAUUUACGCAUCCUCAAAUAUAUUUAUAAAUAUGUAUGACUUUUUGUAAUGUGAAGACAGGAUAUAAAAACUUGGUCUCCUGUCUCCGAAAUAUUUCAGACGAGAGUAAUCUUUUAAAGGUGUCACAUCCUUAAAAUAAUUAAUUCAACGUCAUUCAAACACAAGGCAGCUUCCAAAAUGAAUAAAAUUGUUGCAUCGAUUUUUGUUGUCAUGUGCGUCAUCUCAAUUUCCUAUUCCCUUCCUUUGGAUGAAAAGCCUGCCCCUGUGAUUAGAGAAAUUCGUCCAGCCGUACUUCCUCAAGAAGUCUUCCGUGGCCAGGGAUUGGAAGGCCAGGAUGAAGGGAGCCGACAGAAACGCCACUUUUACGGAGGAUACGGAGGUUAUGGAGGAUACGGUGGGGGUUUCGGUGGUUACGGGGGUUACGGUGGUAAGUUGCAACAAGUCCAUUAAUCCUUAUAAAUCUGAUUUUCAUUCUCUACUUGAUUUUUCAGGUUAUGGAUUUUACGGAUGAUAAGCUCCAUGCUAAAAAUACUUCAAUAUCCCAUACAAAUUUUGUAUUCUUUAAUAAUUGUCUUAUUUAUAGGGAUGUCAUACUUUGCUCACUGUCCAAGAUAAUUUGAUA